Messenger RNA from Scleropages formosus (Asian bonytongue), 2519 nucleotides. RefSeq names its product iroquois-class homeodomain protein irx-3-like. Gene Ontology annotation, biological process: neuron differentiation; cell development; regulation of transcription by RNA polymerase II. The transcript has 4 exons. Lineage: Eukaryota; Metazoa; Chordata; Actinopteri; Osteoglossiformes; Osteoglossidae. Bases 493 to 1812 code for a protein of 439 amino acids. Gene Ontology annotation, cellular component: nucleus. Gene Ontology annotation, molecular function: RNA polymerase II cis-regulatory region sequence-specific DNA binding; DNA-binding transcription factor activity, RNA polymerase II-specific. The record is from RefSeq and is a predicted model, not a curated record.
UAAAACGGAAAGAGGAUGAGAAAUAAAUUAAAUGAUUGGAGAGUCAUAAAAUUACACGUGGAAACCAUGCAAAUAAGGGGAAAAGUGAAAGAGUAAAAGACGGCGAGAACGUAAACGACAGGGGGGGAGCGAGCGAGCGAGCGAGCGAGCGAGAGAGAAAGAGAGAGAGCGGGAGGGGGAGACGGAGAGUGAGAGAGAGAGAGAGCGCGCGCGUGUGAAUGAGACUAGAGAGAUGGGAGGGGCUUCUAAACGACUAUGAAUGUCAAUCAGAGCAAAGAGUCCCAAUAAUCUAAGGCAAUCUUUAAGGACCUGACCUUAGUCCAUUCAGAUCAAUAGGAAAGUGCGAGUGGAGAGAGUCAUCGGAUUCUUCACUGCAGCCCUGUAUGAGGAAAUAUAGAGUUCCCCUCCAGCCGGUCGUGCUUCACAUAAAGUGGAUAUUCUAGUAGGUACGAGGGCCGUUUACUGCCUUUGUUAUCACUUUUUCCUGCGAGCAUGUCUUUCCCCCAGCUGGGAUAUCAGUACAUGAGGCCACUGUACCCGUCGGAGCGGCCGGGAGUGGGCAGCUCCCGGUCCGGGACGGAGCUCUCCAGCGUCCUGUCCACCAUGUACGGAUCGCCGUUCGCUGCCACGCAGGGAUACGGAGCCUUUCUACCUUAUUCGAGCGACAUUUCCAUCUUCAGCCAGCUGGGAGCUCAGUACGAACUGAAGGACAGUCCGGGUGUUCAGCACACGGGAUUUGCCCACCAGCACCCCGCUUUCUACCCCUACAGCCAGUACCAGUUUGGUGAUCCGUCCAGGCCGAAAAAUGCUACCAGGGAGAGUACGAGUACCCUUAAAGCGUGGCUCAGUGAGCACAGGAAAAACCCGUACCCGACCAAGGGAGAGAAGAUCAUGCUGGCCAUCAUCACUAAAAUGACUCUCACUCAGGUGUCCACCUGGUUCGCCAACGCCAGGAGACGCCUGAAGAAGGAGAACAAGAUGACCUGGACGCCCAGGAACCGGACAGACGAGGAGGGAAAUGUUUACAGCAGUGAUCACGAGGGAGACGAAGAAGACAAGAGGGAGGACGACGAAGAGAUCGACCUCGAGAACAUCGACACGGAAAAUAUCGAAAACAAAGACGAUUUGGACGAUCAGGACGACCUCAACACCGAUCUGAAACUGGACGGAAGAAGCGACUCAGAGACUUCUGACGGCUAUGAGGACUUACAAGGACCCGAGCAGAGAUUUCUCAAAGUUGUGGUGAAAGACAGCAAAGACACUCGCGGACAUCGAGAUGAACACUUCAGCAGCCAUUCGGUGGAAAUCAAAGGGACACAACAAGAGGGCAGCGAUCAGCUGAAGCUCGGUGUGGCCACCACCAACUCUCCUCCGUCAGAUAACAACGCUGCCCAAACGCAGAAACCCAAGAUCUGGUCUUUAGCCGAGACGGCCACGAGUCCGGACAACCCGCGCAAGUCCCCGCACGGCAAUGGGAAUUCUGCGGCGCUUGGGGCACAGAGCAUUCUUACUCCUCACAGGCUGCUCUCCUGUCCUGUCGGAAAGCUCCAGAACUGGACCAACAGAGCCUUUCCUGCCCACCAGUUUGCUCUGUUGAACUCGAACCACUACCUGGGGAUGAGCAAUCAGGCGUCCGCGCUCUACGGCCGACACACAGAGGACAAGAGCCCCGGGCCACAGUCCGCUUUACCAGACAGAACUAGUGCCUUGGAUGCAGAGAGAAAGUUAAAAACAGCUUUUCACCCAGUUCAGAGACGGCCUCAGAACCAACUAGAAGCAGCAAUGGUUCUAUCUGCACUGUCCUCUUCAUAGGCUUAUUUUUAUUUCAUUUUGACCGUGGAAAAAAAAAAAUGUAAAAUAAGAAUACUACAUCUAUGUAUACUUGUAAGCAUGUCUUGUGCAAAACUGCUAAUGUAAUAUUGUAUGAAAUCGUAGUUCUCUUUUGUAAGUUCGGUAUGAAUUUGAUGUUCAAAAUGUUUUGUAUAUAAAGUUAACAAAAUGUACAUAUUUGUGAACCAAAUUGUACAAGAAAGUAUAUAUUUUGCUAAUAAACGAACAGUCAAAAUAUUGGCUUGAACGUGUUUUCAGGUGAGGAGUCUCCAGAGCAUUAUUUGAACAGUUUAGCGAGUAAGUAAUUCCAUCCCAUUUGCAAUUAAAAGCAUUUAACCAAGACACUUUGGGUUGAAACAUUAAAUUAUCUCACUUUAAGUUUUAAGAGGCUUUUAGUGUGAGAACCUACGAACGAAUAUAAUUAUCAAAUUGUUCAGCUGGGAAAGUUGAUUGUGACCUUUGUUAAGGCCCUCCAGUUUCAUAAAGUGGCACUGCGAUUUUGUAAAUGACUGAGGGGCAAUUUGUUGAGCGACUGGAAUGCAUUUUUCAAUUUGAAGGAUUCUUAUCUGAGCGUUUCUGAUGAUGGCUUUCUUCAAUGGUUUGUUCGCACAAUAAAACCUAUUAUAUUUGAGAUAUUGCUCUUUAAACAUUUAGCAGAUAUUCUAAUCAGGCAGCAAUUCUGCAUUGUG